AAUCUGAAAACAAAACUCCCUAAAUUCUAUCAGCAUAUCGAUUGUGCUACCAGGGCUGGUAAAACCUUGGAUCAUUGUUUAUACUAACUUCCGCGACGCAUAUAAGGCCCUCCCCCGCCCUCCUUUCGGAAAAGAUGACCACGACUCCAUUUUGUUGCUUCCAGCCUACAAACAGAAACUAAACAACAAGCUCCCUCGCUCAGGUCUGUUCAACGCUGGUCCGACCAAUCUGAUUCCACGCUUCAAGACUGCUUCGAUCACGUGGAUUGGAAUAUGAUCCGCAUUGCGUCCAACAACAAUAUUGACGAAUACGCUGAUUCGGUGAGCGAGUUCAUUAGAAAGUGCAUUGACUAUGUCGUACCCACAGCAACGAUUAAAACAUUCCCAAACCAGAAACCGUGGAUUGAUGGUAGCAUUCGCGUGAAACUUGCCCUUUUAACCAGGGCAAGGUGACUGGAAACAUGACCGAAUACAAACAGUGUAGCUAUUCUCUCCGCAAGGCAAUCAAACAAGCUAAGUCCCAGUAUAGAGACAAAGUACUCGCAAUUCAACAGCUCAGACACAAGCGGUAUGUGGCAGGGUCUACAGUCAAUCACGGAUUACAAAAAGAAAACCAGCCCCGUCGCGGACCAGGAUGUCUUGCUCCCAGACAGGCUAAAUAACUUUUUUGCUCGCUUUGAGGACAAUACAGUGCCACUGACACGGCCCGCUACCUUAACCUGCGGGCUCUCCUUCACUGCAGCCGAGGUUUCAGAGUGAAAUGGAAGAGGGGAAGAACCUUCACUUGGCCGAACUGGCUUGGGAUGUGAAACGACGCCCCAGGCUUGAGGAGCUGGAAAGAGAAGUGUGCAGGGAGCUGCGCCUGGAGCGCCGAAUCCGCUGGUCGGUGAUUGGACAGCCUGGUAGCCAGAUGGGAGAUUGGAGACCCCUGGGAAUGGAGACACACACACCUCUGAUUACUGUUAGGGACUUGCUGCUCAUGAUUGGGCACAUAACUAGCUCAGUAUUGGAGGAGGUAAAUAGCAUCCUGAUCCCUGCCUUGGUUGACCUUAUAAGGCUGAGAGCUUCAGAAAGUGAUGCAGAGAGUAUGCUCUUCAUCAGCAAAGACACCAACGAAGAUUCAACCCAGGGCUCUGUCAGCUGUACCUCCCUACUCUCCAAAGUCAAUGUGAUCUGUCUCACUCAGAGUCUUGACAGUAGGUCCUCCCCAAUCUCUAUUGAAGAACCAGUCAAAACUUGUUGUAGCAGCAGUUCUCUGUCCAGUGAGGAACGAGCACACUCUUCCUCCAGUCAGAUCUCUACUAAGAACCUCCUGGCUACAUGGCCACGUUAUACCAGGCCCCAAUCUGCCAAACCGCCACCUGCUAAACCACCAUCUACUAAACCACCAUCUGCUAAACCACCAUCUGAUAAACCGUCACCUGCUAAACCGUCACCUGCAAAACCACCAUCUGAUAAACCGUCACCUGCUAAACCGUCACCUGCUAAACCACCAUCUGAUAAACCGUCACCUGCUAAACCACCAUCUGAUAAACCGUCACCUGCUAAACCGUCACCUGCUAAACCACCAUCUGAUAAACCGUCACCUGCUAAACCGUCACCUGCUAAACCACCAUCUGAUAAACCACCAUCUGAUAAACCGCCACCUGCUAAACCGUCACCUGCUAAACCGUCACCUGCUAAACCGUCACCUGCUAAACCACCAUCUGCUAAACCACCAUCUGCUAAACCACCACCUGCUAAACCACCACCUGCUAAACUACGAUCUGCUAAACCACAAUCUGGCAAACCACCACCUGCUAAACUACGAUCUGCUAAACCACAAUCUGCUAAACCACCACCUGCUAAACUACGAUCUGCUAAACCACAAGCUGCUAAACCACUACUUGCUAAAUUACAAUCUGCUAAACCACCUACUGCCACUGACUACUCUGGAACCUUAUCUGCUGUGGUAGGUCGUGGGCAUGUCAUCCCUGUCAAACUGACCUUGGCCCCUUUCUCCUCCUUACUCUCCAGCGAAGAGACCAACACCAACCUCCCCUCCAGCAGCCGCCCCUCCUCAUGCUCUAUCAAGCUUUUAGACAGAAGGAGUGACAUUCCUUGCUCCCUGGCUGUGAGCUCUAUUUCAACUGUUCCUGGACCUGACUCUAGCAGGAGCCCUAAGCGGGAGAAUCAAUAUGCUACUGAGGUCUCGUCGAUCUGCCUCAGCCAAGAUAGAAAUGGCCAAGGAGGGAGUGUGACACCUCCAGCCCCUUUGGAUGUUUCCCUCCCCUCCGUUAUUGAGCGGGCUGGCGGACUUGUAUGUUCCGUCAUCUCCCAGUCUUUAGCAAUUGUGGAGGCGCGGUCAAGUGUGAAUGGAGGCCACUGGCAAAUGGCAGUUGAUUCCGAUUAGGUUCAGCCCCCUGUACUGUGGGCCUGUUGUGAUCAGGAACAAUGCCGGUCCGGU
Messenger RNA from Salvelinus fontinalis (brook trout), 2446 nucleotides. RefSeq names its product nucleolar protein dao-5-like. The transcript is spliced from 6 exons. Bases 761 to 2392 code for a protein of 543 amino acids. The record is from RefSeq and is a predicted model, not a curated record. NCBI's taxonomy places the organism in Eukaryota, Metazoa, Chordata, Actinopteri, Salmoniformes, Salmonidae.